This is a messenger RNA of Budorcas taxicolor (takin), 1138 nucleotides long. RefSeq names its product integral membrane protein 2B (gene ITM2B). Lineage: Eukaryota; Metazoa; Chordata; Mammalia; Artiodactyla; Bovidae. Gene Ontology annotation, cellular component: extracellular exosome; Golgi apparatus; plasma membrane. Gene Ontology annotation, biological process: negative regulation of amyloid precursor protein biosynthetic process. The transcript has 6 exons. The record is from RefSeq and is a predicted model, not a curated record. The coding region runs from base 167 to 967 and encodes 266 amino acids. Gene Ontology annotation, molecular function: amyloid-beta binding.
GGUGCCGCAGUCGCCGCCUCGGCCACCGCGCAGCUGCCGGUCCACCUCCGCCACCGCUUAGCCGCGCUCGGAGCCCGGCCGAGGAGGCUGCCACCGCCGCCAGGAGCCCGCAGCCCGCGCCCCAAGCCCGCCGCCGCCGCCCUCCGAGGGCGCCCCAGGCCGCGCCAUGGUGAAGGUGACGUUCAACUCGGCUCUGGCCCAGAAGGAGGCCAAGAAGGACGAGUCCAAGAGCGGCGAGGAGGCGCUCAUCAUCCCUCCGGACGCCGUUGCCGUGGACUGCAAGGACCCAGAUGAAGUGGUUCCAGUUGGCCAAAGAAGAGCUUGGUGUUGGUGCAUGUGCUUUGGACUGGCGUUUAUGCUCGCAGGUGUCAUUCUAGGGGGAGCGUACCUGUACAAAUAUUUUGCAUUUCAACCAGAUGACGUCUACUACUGUGGAAUCAAGUACAUCAAAGAUGAUGUCAUCUUAAAUGAGCCUUCUGCAGACGCCCCAGCCUCUCGCUACCAGACCAUUGAAGAAAAUAUCAAGAUCUUUGAGGAAGAUGAGGUUGAAUUCAUCAGCGUGCCUGUCCCAGAGUUUGCAGAUAGUGACCCUGCCAAUAUUGUUCAUGACUUUAACAAGAAACUUACCGCCUAUUUGGAUCUUAACCUGGAUAAGUGCUAUGUGAUUCCUCUGAACACUUCCAUUGUCAUGCCACCCAAAAACCUAUUGGAGCUGCUUAUUAACAUAAAGGCUGGGACCUACUUGCCUCAGUCAUAUCUGAUUCAUGAACACAUGGUCAUCACUGAUCGCAUUGAAAACAUUGAUCACCUGGGUUUCUACAUUUAUCGACUGUGCCAUGACAAGGAAACUUACAAACUGCAACGCAGAGAAACCAUCAAAGGUAUUCAGAAACGUGCAGCCAGCGCCUGUGUUACGAUUCGGCAUUUUGAGAACAAAUUUGCCGUGGAAACUUUAAUUUGCUCUUGAACAGUCAAGAAAAACAUAAUGGAGAGAAAUUUAAUACCACAGCAUAACCCCACCCUUUGUAUUUUGUGCAGUGAUUAUUUUUUAAAAAAUCUUCUUUCAUGUAAGUAGCACAUAGGGCUUCACGAUUUUUUCAUCUCAUUAACUCAAUUAAAACCAUUAUCUUUAAAAAUC